AUGAAGUCUACAGUCGAGCUCAAGUCGGCCGAACAUGUAUUCUCCUCCCGCAAAGAGUCAGUGAAUGUCCGAACCUCUGCCACCACGUUCCUUACGUGCGAUAUCCAACAGUCGACAACACCAGUCGAUUGUCCAUGCCAUGACGAGAUCUGGAUUCCCAGAGCCCAAGGUUUCAACGUUCUGGUGCAUCUGGUCAUCGACUGUCGAUUUCACGUCUCUUUGUCAACUGCCUCGGCUGCCACUGAAGCAAUUUCCCAUUACGUUGAACGAGCUGAGCUUUGGUCGCAAUUAGGGUAUGAGGUGACCAGGACCGUUGCGACGGAUGCUGGGUGGACUCGAAGCCGUGGAAGGGUACAUUUGAUUGAAUAUGAGAUGCGACAGUGUAUCGGGUCCGCAGACGACGUGACUUUAGCAUGCCCAGAGGAUGUUCCAGUGUAUACCUUACAGUCUGUCCGACUAGACAUGGAAAUCAUCUGCUCGGACUCUCUCACCACAAACAAAAGAGCGGCGGCUCAUCCAUCGCCAAAGGGCGCAGAUCCUUCUACUCAGGGUUCGUCCAAUAACAUCCACGAUGGAGGCGAGCCACCCGACAAUACGGAAGAAAAGAUUCGCACACAUGAGUCAAGGUCGAACUAUAUGAUUUUGGGAGAAGACACACUCGUAGGGCUGACUGAUGCCUGCUUCCGAGGCUGCAUCGCUACGAAACCGACACGACUCGGCCGUGGCAUCCACAUACAAGGUAAUUGGUGCGGUCCUUCACUGUGUGACAUUGCUCCAAAUGUCUUCAACCCAGGGUACGCCCAAAAGUUUGAGGCCAGAGUCUACCUUAUACCAGUCAUCGCUCAUUUUCUAUCACGCUCUCAUCUUCGAAGACGCUCAGCAACUGGGAAUGGGGUUCUAGCCCCAUCUUCGGUGAGCCCGCAUCAGGUAAUGACUUCAAGUUCGACAGGUCGAGGCAAUAUCAACUCGGUCUCCUAUGACAUGAUUCGUCGUCAUCUAUGGGUUACAUUGGCGAAUGCACUUCGAGAAUGUACUGCUGCACGGAAACUCUGCCCCCUUUGGAGCCUGCCUGCAAAAGAUGACAACAGAAGCGAGUGGGAGUUCUGCGAUCUUGCAAAAAGUGUUGAUCGUGAAUUCUAUGACUUGGCACUCAAUUAUGGUAUUUCCAGUCAGCAGACAGGGGUAGCCAAUGGCGUCAAUACUGGUCAAGACAGGGACAUGGACAUGUACAUCUCGGCGAUUGCGCCAGGAACAGAAGCACAAGGCUGUGCCAGAUCGAGGCCAAUGUCUGACUGUACCCCGAAACAAUCUUCCAACAGUCUGGAGCUUAUGGCAAGUGUCUUUCAUGACAGUGAUGACAAUGGCAUUGUCCAGGAGGGUGCUGGUGUGGCCUUUUCCACAACAGAAAUUUCGCCAUUGGGGCCAAGCGAAACCAGAUCCCGGGGCGAGGCAUAUCCAAAAGACCGUGAUGUGUCAAGGCUUAUAAUGCCCGACCAUGACAGAAACGACGGUAUAGGAAAGAGGAGUGCCAACACCAUGUUGGACUUGAUUGGUGGAACCACCUGGCUGACUCACGGCGCUACCCGUUUGCGUCCGCUGAUGCAUCUCAACCACGGCAUCCAGGCGUGCCAGGAGACCGUGGCAGAGGAUGGCUAUGAGGGGUCUGCAGCGCCUAUUAACAUGCCACAUGCCCUAAAUGCGGCCGUCGGAGACCAGUAUUAUGUCGAUGUCCCUAAGCAUCUUGAGGCCGAGCCUCAUUCUCAGCACAGUUGCAGCAGCUUUGAUCGACUCACAGACCCAGACAUCGAUGUAGCUAGCGGCAUCACAGACACUUCUGUGAUAUCGGCAAUACAAGACACGAUCUACGACGACGAUUCUGCGGAGGAAGACUAUACCUUGGACGAGUUACACACGAUGGCGACCUCACAGCAAGAGCGAGACCGAGAAUCCCGAGCGUCACUGGCUGAUCUAUUGGGCAAUGAACAUCUCCUAUGGAAGAUGUUUCAACGAAGAGGAAGUGUGGCGCCGCAGGGCGAAGAAGACAUGGACGACAUGAAAAGGUUAUACGAAUCAGACCCAGACAUGAAGCUAUUCGGACCUGGGUGGAAUUUAUCUCCAAGCGACGUCAGCUCGAGCAGCAAUGAAGACCCGAUGUUACAAGAUAUUGGCCCUCGACAGACCCCCAACGCACCAUCCAAACCCCCCACACCUUCCACAGAGCGACGAUCAUAUGUCGGCACCGUCCGACCUACAUCGUCGUCGUCGAUGGGCAAGCAAAGCACCGAUCCCAAGUAUCAGCGGCGAAGUAGUCUGAUCAAGAGGUUUCAAUGGGGUGGACGAAAGCCCACGACCGAACUAGGCGAUGUGGAGGAGAACAAGACACCCCGAGAACCUGAAAUCAAGCGGCGGAGGACGUUGGACGACUAUGAUACAAUGAGUCUGGAUGAUACGAGUGACGAGUCAAAUGAGAUGCUCUUUCGUUAA
Exophiala mesophila is the source of this 2484-nucleotide messenger RNA. RefSeq lists its product as uncharacterized. The coding region runs from base 1 to 2484 and encodes 827 amino acids. The transcript has 4 exons. The record is from RefSeq and is a predicted model, not a curated record. Lineage: Eukaryota; Fungi; Ascomycota; Eurotiomycetes; Chaetothyriales; Herpotrichiellaceae.